Molecule: messenger RNA, 2755 nt
Organism: Lepisosteus oculatus (spotted gar)
Lineage: Eukaryota; Metazoa; Chordata; Actinopteri; Semionotiformes; Lepisosteidae
Gene: hey2
Product: hes-related family bHLH transcription factor with YRPW motif 2
Biological process (GO): regulation of transcription by RNA polymerase II; circulatory system development; regulation of neurogenesis
Cellular component (GO): nucleus
Molecular function (GO): protein dimerization activity; DNA-binding transcription factor activity, RNA polymerase II-specific; RNA polymerase II cis-regulatory region sequence-specific DNA binding
Source: RefSeq, a predicted model, not a curated record
GAAACUUAAUUAUUUUACUUUUUGUGAAAAUCAAGGAUGCUUAGUUUUUAUAUUUAAGUGUACAACAGUUGCCAGGGCUCACUAAACAACGGUUACUGUAUGUUUUACUUAAAAGUACUUUUAUUUUUCACGAAGUCGAGAUGUUUCGACUGCUGUACUUCAAGAAAAUCAUGGGCAGAAGCUUUGGAUAUCAAAUGAUUUUCAUUAAAAUGUUUCACCACGUUGUUUAAUUGUAAAACGUUAGUAUUUUGAACGAUAUUUUGCGUAAAAAGUAUCAAAUCACGUAAAACUUUUUAAGUCUAUUAAAACCCUGAUACAAAAAAUGCAAUAAAGAACGACAAACGUGCUGUGGUCCUUUAGACCAACAAGUCUAUGGAAUCACCAUUUUAAGAAAAGUUAAAGGAAAGAUUUAUUUGCACAUCGCUGUGACAAAAACCGCUGGCUCUGCUGGUCCGGGGCGUGUUUUUCUGUGGCGUGGGUGUUCCUAGCGGGAGGUAGGCGGAGACGUUCCCUGGAGCCCAGAUUAGGCUCUAAUGUUGCGUGGGAAAGAAGUUCAGAGGGUUUCGCAAAGUAACCAGUGUAGUGUUUACCAGACUGCGGCAGACAGCUUUGCUCGAACAUUUGAACCGCCUCGCAGACUUCAAGCGCUGCACUGCAACAAUGAAGAGACCCUGUGAGGACACUACUUCUGACAGCGACAUGGAUGAAACUAUUGAUGUCGGGAGUGAAAACAAUUUUUCUGGACAGAGCGGCAGCCCGCUCAUCAGAUCCAGCUCCCCAACGACAACGUCUCAAGUCAUGGCGAGGAAAAAAAGAAGAGGGAUCAUCGAGAAGAGACGGAGGGAUCGUAUCAAUAAUAGCUUGUCGGAAUUACGUCGAUUAGUUCCCACAGCAUUUGAAAAACAGGGAUCUGCCAAACUAGAAAAAGCGGAAAUAUUACAGAUGACAGUGGAUCAUCUGAAGAUGCUCCAGGCAACAGGAGGUAAAGGUUUUUUUGACGCCCACUCGCUGGCGAUGGACUUCAUGAGCAUUGGGUUUAGAGAAUGCCUGACUGAGGUGGCCAGGUACCUCAGCUCGGUGGAAGGUCUGGACACCGCCGACCCCCUCAGAGUCCGCCUCGUCUCCCACCUCAGCACCUGUGCCUCCCAGCGUGAAGCGGCCGCAAUGACGUCCUCCAUGGCCCACCACCACCACCCCCUGCACCCCCACCACUGGACGGCUGCCUUCCACCACCUCCCGGCGGCGCUCCUGCAGCAGAACGGACUUCCUUCCUCGGAAAGCGCCGGCGGCCGAUUGUCGGAAGCGCCUCCGCACGGGUCUGCGCUGCUGACGGCCACGUUCUCCCACACGGACUCGGCGCUCAGGGCGCCGCCUGCUGGCAGCGUCGCGCCCUGCGUCCCCCCCCUCUCCACCUCCCUCCUGUCGCUCUCGGCCACCGUGCACGCCGCCGCGGCCGCCGCCGCCUCGGCCGCCGCGCAGACUUUCCCGCUGUCCUUCGCCGGGGGCUUCCCGGUCCUCACGCCGGGCGCGGCGGCCGCCUCCGUCGCCGUCCCCGCAGUCAGCCCGUCGCUCUCCGCCUCCCCCGCUUCGGCCUCGCAACAGAGCAGCUCCGGGGGCAGCACCGGCAAGCCUUACCGGCCUUGGGGGACCGAAGUGGGCGCGUUUUGACCUGCUCCGCGUUUAAAGAUGCAGUACGCCUUGGUCUGAAGUUCUCAUGAAGUCUGCCGCCCCUUCAUUUUGCAGUUUUACACACGACCUGAAAGUUUAGCUGGCAUUCUUUCAAAACGUUUUUCUUUAAUGGACUCAACUUGCUGUUACUUUGUCCCCCACUAUUUGGGGUGGGGAAAGAGCUACUAGUGUGGGAAACAGAGAAAAAAACACGGAUCAUGUUUACUCGACGCUCUACAUUCUCAACAAGCAAAAAUGUGACUAAGAGUUUAUUUUAUAUCAAUUAGGCACAUUGGAUUAAAAAAACACUGAAAGCCUAAUUUCUCGGCUAGAGAAACGGGUUACGUGUUGGUCUUUCAUCUGGAAGAAUGCGUGUGACCCAUGAAAUUUCGUCCUCUGGAAUCGUCCUUCAACUCCGUGAUCUUGGGCUUUUUAGAAGGUUAAAUUGGUACACAUAUCAGAUUCAGUCGAAGUCAGAUAUAACCAUUAAAAAAAAUUAAGUUGUAGUUGGAUUCGCUUGUUUUGCUAAGGUUUAGGAAUUAGGAUAACCCCCUUUGAACGUUAUAUUACGCGUCUCACGUCCAGAUGAACAACAGUAACGUUUUUAUUUUGUGCGUUACUAAAGCACAAGUGCAGAAAUCUGUGUUAACAAAUUGAAGCACAUAUUUUGCUUUUUAUAGAAGGUAUGUGAGGUGAUGUCAAACCAAAGGUUUUUUUUAAGAUAAUCAUUUUCCACGUUCAAAUAAACUGCAAUGUUUCAAUGCGUGAAUUCAAGAAACAAACAUUUGUAAAUAUGCAAAUACAGAUUAGAACCUAGAUAUUAUAAUUAAAAAUAGAGAAUUGCUUUUAAUAUGAUGCACUUGAUUUCUCUGCUGAGUGGAGAACCCUUUGAAACCGUGCUGCAAGAAUGUACAUUAUAAAUAAAAACAAAAAAUACCGAAAAAAAAGACUUUAAAAAUAAUUGGUCAAAUGAUACUACUGUUACUUUUUUGUUUUGCUUUGUUACUUAGUGUUACCUGUAAGUUGUAACCUUUUUUAUUGCUAUGCAAAACGCCUACCGAUAACACUGAUUAAAAUAUUUUUGAAC